Molecule: messenger RNA, 2171 nt
Organism: Pocillopora verrucosa
Lineage: Eukaryota; Metazoa; Cnidaria; Anthozoa; Scleractinia; Pocilloporidae
Source: RefSeq, a predicted model, not a curated record
UGUUUAUAAACUGUCCUUGAUGAAAGACGUCACAUUCUUGAGAUGCCAGUCCUAGCGACAUUUGAUACCUGCUCCCGUUGUUUGGGGCUAAAACCGACCGUCUACUGAGGAAAUUACAGUGAGUUCAAGGUGAUCGGUAAGAAGGACCCACCGAUUCAUCCAGUAAUAUAUACAUAUAAAAGUCCGAAGAACGCGGAGUAAUUACAAUGAGUGGAGAGGAAAUUCAGACUUCCAAGCCCGAUGCUGAGAAGAAAAGGAGAGCUUUCGGCUUGACUUACCUCAUCGACGAAAAUCCACCAUGGUAUAUCUGCUUGUUGCUGGGUUUUCAGCAUUACCUUACAAUGCUAGGAGGAACUUUGUCAAUUCCCUUCAUUCUUAGCGGUCCGAUGUGUUUUGGUAGUAACACCCUUGCCAUUAGUGAAGUUCUGAGCACGAUACUUUUUGUUUCUGGAGUUGUCACUUUGUUGCAGUCAACGUUUGGAGUCAGGCUGCCGAUCAUUCAGGGAGGGGCUUUUUCUUUUCUGACACCGACUUUUGCCAUUUUGUCUCUACCUCAGUGGACGUGUCCUAAACCUGAAGAAUACAGUAACUCAACAUUGGAAAUGUCCGAAAUCUGGAAACCUCGGAUGAGAGAGAUCCAAGGUGCCAUAAUGGUUUCAUCAUUAUUUCAAAUGUUGGUUGGCUUCACUGGAAUUGUUGGUUUUCUUCUCCGUUUCAUCGGACCACUGACCAUAGCGCCCACGAUAACUCUUGUGGGUCUGGCUCUUUUCAACGUAGCAGCAGAACACGCAGGAAACCAUUGGGGAAUUUCAAUGACGACGAUCGUGUUAAUUGCCUUGUUCUCACAAUACCUUACCAAAAUAAAGAUUCCAUUUCCUGGAUACAGCAAAGAACGUAGAGAGUGUUACGUUGGUCACUAUCCGUUGUUCAGACUGUUUCCGGUGAUCCUCGCGAUUGCUGUAUCUUGGAUAAUUUGCGCCAUCAUCACCGCUUCGGGAGGUUUUCCCUCUGAUCCUAGUGUUCCUCAGUACAUGGCCAGGACCGAUGCCAGAACUGUUGUAUUGAGAGAAGCAAAAUGGUUCAGAUUUCCCUACCCAGGUCAGUGGGGAACGCCUUCUGUUAGUGCUGCAGGGGUGUUUGGAAUGCUUGCUGGCGUGCUGGCCUCCAUUAUUGAGUCCGUAGGUGAUUACUACGCAUGUGCGAGAUUGGCAGGAGCACCACCACCGCCAAAACACGCAGUCAACCGUGGCAUCGGAAUGGAAGGAAUGGGAUGUCUCUUAGCAGGAGCUUUUGGUACCGGGAAUGGUACUACUUCAUACAGUGAAAACGUAGGGGCUAUCGGGAUAACGAAGGUUGGAAGCCUCCGUGUCAUUCAAUUUGGGGCUUUGGUACUGAUGGUUGUUGGCGUUCUCGGCAAAUUUGGCGCGUUGUUCGUCUGCAUUCCAGAUCCCAUCGUCGGUGGAGUAUUUAUGGUCAUGUUUGGAAUGAUUACCGCUGUUGGAAUCUCCAAUCUGCAGUUUGCUGACAUGAAUUCCUCCAGGAAUCUGUUCAUUGUUGGAUUUUCUACUGUAUUUGGAUUGGGUCUGCCGUAUUACAUGAAAAAUCACGAGAACGCGAUUAGCACAGGUGUCCCAGAAAUUGACCAAAUAAUUACAGUACUCUUCAAAACAAGUAUGGCAGUAGGGUGUAUUUCUGCUCUGAUUCUGGACAACACCAUCCCUGGAACCGACGAGGAGCGCGGUAUAAAGGCAUGGAGGGAGCAUCUGUCAGAUGAAAGUGAGGGACAGAUGGAGACAGCCUCCAUUAAAGUCUAUGACCUGCCGUUUGGUCUCAACCGCGUCACUAACUUCAAAGUGGCCAAGUAUUUGCCUUUUCUGCCGAACCACGAAGAGGAACAACAAGUAGCAUACGAUGUGGAAAUGAACAGCGUUUCUUAAGUGUUGAAGCAUUCUUUAGACAGCAUGCAACAUCUCCAGUUAUUUUGCUGGAAACUCUGGUUUAUUAAUUCAUAAUCCAGCGUCAACGUAAUAAGGCCUUCACUCACAUGUAUCUCGAUUUAUGAAUUUGUUAGUGUUCUUUUUAGAACUUAGUAACUUCUGUCGCUGCGGGUGAUCAUAAAAACAAUUGAGGCAUCUCUUCCGAUUUGUCGUAUUAAAUUCUUAACUUUAUAU